Messenger RNA from Pangasianodon hypophthalmus (striped catfish), 1732 nucleotides. RefSeq lists its product as uncharacterized. The record is from RefSeq and is a predicted model, not a curated record. NCBI's taxonomy places the organism in Eukaryota, Metazoa, Chordata, Actinopteri, Siluriformes, Pangasiidae. Bases 98 to 1732 code for a protein of 544 amino acids. The transcript has 6 exons.
UAGCACAAUACUAAAUCCAGCUCUCCUGUAAUAAUGGAGUGUCAUUUAUUAGAGGAUAAGGAGGUGUGUAAUAAUAUCAGUGUGUAAAAUUUUAAGAAUGUUCCUGAUUUUUUCUUCUUCUGCAGGUUUGCUGUUUCAGGAUCCUGUUGUCUGUAGAUUUACUGAGAGUAAUCAGUGUUAUGUAGCUCUGGGACAACGACUGCACCUGCCAAUGCCCAUGGAGGAUGGGUUUGACCUAAAGAUCAUAGACAAGACAUCUACCCCUCAUUUAAUUUUAAGAUAUAGAAAAACCCAAAGUAACCCACCAAAACCAAAUCCCCCAAGAUGGCAGUUUGGUAAUGAUAAUAAAACUAUGAUACUAACCAGUGCAGAGAGGAAUGACUCUGGAACAUACACUUUAGACACCUAUGAUGCAAACGGGAAUCUUAAAGGCAAUUAUACUCUCCAGCUAAACAUUGAAGCUGAGGUGUCCUCAGUGAAAUUGUGGUACAGCUGCUUGUCCCCUGGAGUCAUGAAAGUGUACUGUUCUGCUGAUGGAGACAAUCUCCACUUCAACUGGACUCCUGAUUUAAACACACUCCCUCAACUGGAGAACGGGAUCAGCACUCUCAUACUGAAUAAAGAUCAUCAUGGAAACGUCACCUGUCGUGUAGAAAAUCAUGUCAGCUAUAACUACAAUACCACUCAACUCCACCCAUGUCCUGGUUUGCUGUUUCAGGAUCCUGUUGUCUGUAGAUUUACUGAGAGUAAUCAGUGUUAUGUAGCUCUGGGACAACGACUGCACCUGCCAAUGCCCCUGGAGGAAAGGUUAGACCUAAAGAUCAUAGACAAGACAUCUACCUCUCAUUUAAUUUUAAGAUAUAGAAAAACCCAAAGUGACCCACCAAAACCAAAUCCCCCAAGAUGGCAGUUUGGUAAUGAUAAUAAAACUAUGAUACUAACCAGUGCAGAGAGGAAUGACUCUGGAACAUACACUUUAGACACCUAUGAUGCAAACGGGAAUCUUAAAGGCAAUUAUACUCUCCAGCUAAACAUUGAAGCUGAGGUGUCCUCAGUGAAAUUGUGGUACAACUGCUUGUCCCCUGGAGUCAUGAAAGUGUACUGUUCUGCUGAUGGAGACAAUCUCCGCUUCAACUGGACUCCUGAUUUAAACACACUCCCUCAACUGGAGAAGGGGAACAGCACUCUCAUACUGAAUAAAGAUCAUCAUGGAAAUGUCACCUGCCAUGUAGAAAAUCAUGUCAGCUAUAACUACAAUACCUCUGAACUCCACCCAUGUCCUGGUUUGCUGUUUGAGGAUCCUGUUGUCUGUAGAUUUACUGAGAGUAAUCAGUGUUAUGUAGCUCUGGGACAACGACUGCACCUGCCAAUGCCCAUGGAGGUUGGGAUUAGAGAGCGUCACCAAGUUGUGAGUUCCCCUUGCUUCACUGCCUCAACCUGGAGGCCGUCCACCUCCUCCAGUGACUGUCCAGAGCCCAUGCAAGUUGGCCGUACUCGUCUCUCCGCAGCUGAAAGGGAGCGUAGAAGGAGGGACAAGUGCUGCAUCUACUGUGGCAAGCCUGGCCAUUUCCGAGCAUCACGUCCCGAGCUCUUGGGAAAAGGACCGCCCCGUCCAGCCGAGGGAGGGUUGCGACGGGGACUACCCUCUCUCCUGAACUUCCCGGCCAAGGAGUCUACAUCACUGUCUCCAUCUCCUGGGGUGAGUCCGUCCACUCUUGCCAGGCCUUGUUAG